Physcomitrium patens is the source of this 2561-nucleotide messenger RNA. Its product is annotated as protein phosphatase 2C 70. Gene Ontology annotation, molecular function: cation binding; protein binding; protein serine/threonine phosphatase activity. The record is from RefSeq and is a predicted model, not a curated record. Gene Ontology annotation, biological process: protein dephosphorylation. Lineage: Eukaryota; Viridiplantae; Streptophyta; Bryopsida; Funariales; Funariaceae.
GGCCCGUUGUUGCUCCUCUGUCCUGUUCCUGCGCACGGAUCCCGUCACAAAUCCACGCCGACGGCUUCGCGGCGUCCAGGUCCCUCCGCACGCGUCUUCCACACCCAACAACGGCACCAUAUGAUGCACAGACGACCGAGAACGCCGGGUAAUGUUGCAAUAGCAGAAUAGCAGCAGCAAGAGAGAGAGACAGAGUUGAUGUUGCGCCUUGCCUGGCCUGGCGAGGAGGAGCUUGCCCAAGACGACGACAUUUACGUCAAUAGAGGAGGGGGAGGGGGAGGAGGAGGCUGGGAUGCCCAAUUGCGACGGUGGGGGUGGAGGAUGGCAGAAGAAGAAUGUGGGGCCUUGGGGUGAGGACGACCAGAAGGGCGGGGGUGGAUGUAGGCGGGGACGGCAAAAUGGAGGUGACCAAGGUGCUCUUCUGCGGCGGAUUAGCGGUGGUGGUCGCGUACGGGAUUUACUCUUGCACCUGCAGGUUGCGGCAUCGACAGCUCCGCAGCUACCACGAGCCCGCGUGUGACAACCACUCCCCCACUGUGCAGAGACCCAAGGAUUUGCUGCAGCCUCUUUUAGAAGGUAGCGACGCUGCUGUGGGUCUGGGGCACACUUGGAGAGGUUCUAGAGGAUCGAAUCCAGUCCCUGAUUUAGAGAGAGGCUUAGAGACUGCUGUGACUGUCGAGAGUGAUUAUUUGAAUGAUCCAGAACGUAGUGUUCGGAAGGAGGUGCCAACUGCAGGCGAGGUUCCUAAAGCUCGAGCUGCUUCUUCAAAUUUAGGUCUCCCAUAUUAUAAAAUUCAGUUGGAGGUUGUAGCUGGACCUGUAGCUGGCCUUCGUGCAGAGAAACAGGUUGUCGGUUCAAACGCUGUGUUGACUAUUGGUCGCAUGCCACAGAAUGACUUGGUGCUCAACGAUCCCGAGGUUUCUGGGAAGCAUAUCGUCAUUAGCUGGAAUGCAAAGUUGUCGAAAUGGGAGCUAGUAGACAUGGGCAGUUUGAAUGGGACCCUUGUCAACAGCAGGCCAGCAAGUGUUUCUCAUAAAGCCAACUCAAUUGUACGGCAACGUGGGCGUCCAACACCCCUUUCUAACGGGGAUACCAUUACUCUUGGUUCAUCAUCAAAUGUACUUGUGCGAAUUUCGGCAUCUCACCUGUCCAUAGCCUCGGCACCCUUUGAGGUUGGAGUGGCGUCAGAUCCCAUGUCUCAUCGCCGUGGUGGGAGGCCAUUGCCUAUGGAAGAUGUGUGCCUUUGUGAAUGGCCCUUGAGAGAUACACACGAGAUUCCUUUUGGGAUUUUCUGCGUGUUUGAUGGACAUGGUGGGUCUGCUGCUGCUGAAACUGCGAGCAGAUUAAUGCCACAAAAGAUGGCCGAACUUCUUGCAGUAGAGGAAACCCGAAAGGGAGUGCUCACUAACAAUGAAGCCUCGAGUGUGCUUCGAACUGCCUUUCGGAAUGUUGAAGAAGCACUGGAUUUUCCUUAUGAGGGCUGUACGGCAACGGUACUCCUCAUGUGGCCAGAUGCCACCUCUGGGUUUGUAGCUCAGUGCGCCAAUGUUGGUGACUCUCAUUGCAUUGUUAGCAAUGGUGAUCAGCAGCUUCUUAUGACAGAAGACCAUAGGGUGACUUGUAAAGAAGAAAGGUUACGAUUAUUAGAGAGUGGCAAGCAGUUGAAAGAAGGCGAGAAUCGUCUGGCUGGGAUGAAUAUUGCCCGUGCACUUGGAGAUAAGUUUUUAAAAGAAGAAGAAAGUGCUUUCUCUGCAGAGCCUUUCAUCAGUAAUGUUUUCAGGCUUAGUGGAGAUGGCUUGGGUCUGGUAGUGAUGGCGAGUGAUGGACUGUGGGACGUUUUGAGUCCGCGGCGAGCCCUGCAAUUGGCUGCUGAGACUCGUGAUCGAAUUGCCGAGGGUGGUGUUAAGAGUUCUCACUCUAGUGCACAAGGAAUUGCAAAGUUGCUUGUGGACCAAGCUCGGGAGAAGCGAACAAAGGACAACACCAGUGUCAUCAUACUUGACUUUGCCUCCAAGAGCAAAUCCUCCUUUCAUACCCUUUGAUACGUGGAUGCACAGAAUAAGUACUUGUGUUGGAGGUGUUCACAUUCAACGUAGGGGAGUUCCUAAGGACAUCAUUGGAAAUAGAAACUUGAUGACGCCUGGAACUCCCUACACCUUGUUCGCGGGUUAUUUUGAAUAGAAUCGCUGGAAAUCUGGUCAAUCACCUGAGUGAAAGUUCCGGAGUCAGCAGUUCGUGUUAUCACCCUCUUGUGUCGUACCCACUAGACAAAAAUGGAUGUGGCUCCACUCCACCUCGGGUCUGAUAAGGAUCUCUGUAGGUGCAGCAGAAUUAGCCACCCCAGACAGCUUCGUUUAGGUUGUAGAAUUUACCAGUACAGUGUACGAUAGAGUUGAACAGUGCGUUGUUUUUGUGGAUUGCUCCCUGGAUAACAUAAGCAGGGGAGUAGAAUGUGGAGGACCUUUGUGGUGGUGUUUCUUUGUCAAAAAUGGCAUGGAUGGGUCUCUCUUUCAAAUUUAUUUAUGAGUUCAGGUUCCGCUCGGUUUCAUUUACAUUUUUCA